UUUCUCUGUUGUCAAGAGGUCGAUAAUUACUCCGAAAAUAUGUAACGACGGAAGAACGUCCGAAACACUAGAAAAUGGCUACUACUCGUGUUCCUCCUCGAUGACCGGGCAUCGGUUCCGUACAAGUUUCAUGCUGAUUAUGUUACGAAUAUUCACGAAGAACUGUAUUCCCGUAAAUACUUCAACGUAAAAACAAGUUAACGCGCGAUCGACGUGAUAUUUCGGCGAUUUUCUUUUAAUUUAUCGCGAUCUUCACUAGCGAGCGGUCCGACUUACCAGAGGACAAUGUCGAGAGGCGGUAAGAAGACCCGGCCUUUGGAAUGUUGAAUUCGUGAGUGACUAGAGAACCGUCGACGAACAGCCUAUCCUGAGAGACCGAAAGGAACCGACUUCCGUGCAAUGACCUAUUCGCCACUUCCAACGGGCCGAGAAUCGCCGAUUCUCAGUAUCGACCAACCGAAUUUAGCCGAGCGCCGUUUUAUCUGCAAUUACUGAUCGAUUCAAUAUCCCUCGUGCAUUUCCGGCAGCAUUUACUUAACUUUGUUGUUCAUUAUUUUUCAUGUAAAAUUUUUAUUUUUUUUCAUUACCUUGAUUUCAUGCUCAGUUUCAUGAAAAAUCGGUCAAUCUUAACGAAACCUUCGACAAAAAUGAACACUUAUUUGAUUCUCUGUUUCUAGUUACAUAUUGAUUCAAGACAUGCUUGAACAUGUGAAACCCACUUUAAACCUGUAACCAAUUACAUACAUUGAAUUACGUUCAGAACGUGUGGAACUGUAUGUCGUCUGCUUUCCAUAGAUAAUUUCCAUAGAUUUCCAUAGAUAAAAUGACCAUUUUAGGAAUAAGAAGUAUUUAUUAAAUUACAUACGUAAUAUGAAUUUUUAUUGAUACGGAUCAGAUAUUACAUAUGUAGGAUAUCUGCGAAUUAUAUAUGUACAUUACAUGUUAUUACAUAAUUGAAACUACACAUAGCAUCAUACAUACAUUAUAUGUGCAUGGUAUGCAACUUACAAUGCUUAUGUGACUGAAAUAAAGGGAAACAUAACCUCGCAUUUUGUGGGUUACUCAUGAGCAUCUACGUAACGUAAUAUUUUAUAGUAGAAUGCAUAGUAGGAUAUCAAAAUUUUUAAAAUCAACAGCAUUUCGAUAUUUUGUACCAUUUAUGGUACUCGUAAUAGGAGGUUCGUUUGCACUCCGUGAAGUUACGGAAGUAAGAUAUAAAUACCGAAAUACGACCUCGUACGAUAUUAGAAGAGAUAUAAAAAAAGCAGGAAUUGAAAUGAAAGAUCCUGCUACUCUAGAAGAGAUAUAUGAUGAUUUGGAGAAG
Molecule: messenger RNA, 1324 nt
Organism: Megalopta genalis
Lineage: Eukaryota; Metazoa; Arthropoda; Insecta; Hymenoptera; Halictidae
Source: RefSeq, a predicted model, not a curated record